GCUAAUAUGGGAACCGCUGCGUCAACAGAGGAGAAGACGGUGACACGCAUCACGGAGCGGCGGGGAGAAAAGUUCCCCUCUGAUGCGUUAUCCCGCCUGUUGCGGUGGGGACGAAGAAGGGGACUUUCCGUUAAAACUGUUUGGGAGCGGCUGGGCUGUGAGCUUUGGAAAUCGGUGACUCAGGGCGAUGAGGAGGCUUUCUCCCUGAGUCCAGUAUGGCUCACCGCGCAGAGAAGACUGGAGGAGUUUGAGGCCAAAAAUGAUACGAUCCAAUAUUUGCAGAAUGAGAAGAUUGUCUUAGAGGUAGCUCUGCAGGCAGCAAAAGCAAGCAAAGAAGAACUUGAUGAAGGAGUAAACUUCUUAGGUGAAAGUACUGAGGCAGCAUCAGAAAUCUUGGCACAAUUGAGCCAGGUGGAAAAUCUGCAACAGGAAAAUGCCAGCCUGAAGAAACAGACCCAAAAAGUAAAGGAGCAGUUCCUACAGCAAAAGGUAAUGGUGGAAGCUUAUCGAAGAGAUGCAAGUUCACAGGACCAGCUGAUUAGUGAAUUGAAAUCUACAAAGAAGCGGCUGGAUUUGGAAGUGAAAGAACUAAAACGGGAGCUACUGAAACUUCAAAGUGAAAAGCAGUCCAUUGAUGUUGAAUGCUCAAGACUUCAGAAGGAAGUAUCCCAGGUUCACCAGCAGAUGGUGGAGUUAGAAAGCCACCUCCAGUCAGUACAAAAAGAACGGGAUGACAUGGAGAUACAGCUACAGUCUUUGCAGAUUGAUAAAGAACAAAUAACAUCUCUUGCUGAGGUGAAUGAGGUAUUAAAACUACAGGUAGAACACAUGCAAGAGGAAGCCAAAAAGGCCAUCACUGAACAGAAACAAAAAAUGAAGCGUCUGGGGUUAGAUCUGACCAGUGCACAGAAAGAAAUGAAGGCAAAACAUAAAGCCUAUGAGAAUGCAGUUGGCAUUCUUAGCCGCCGGCUGCAGGAAGCCCUCACUGCAAAGGAAUCUUCUGAACUAGAGCUGAGCAAACUAAAAGCACAAAUCGCUGAUGGAGGAAAUAACCAGGCUUCCCAUGAAAGGAUUCAAGCUUUGGAGAUAGAGCUGCAGGCUGUUAGCCACAGUAAGAUGAUGUCGGAGAAAGAGCUGCAAGAAGUAAUUUCACUCACCAGCCAGGAGCUUCAAGAAUCUAGAGGUUUCAGGAGGAAGAUAAAACGUUUGGAAGACAUAAACAAGAAGUUGGCCCUCGAACUGGAACAUGAACGGGGGAAGCUCACUGGUCUUGGUCAGUCUAACACUGUUUUGCGAGAGUACAGCAACACCCCCGAAACAGUACUAGCAGAAAGAGAGGCAGACCUGGUGCAGCUGAAUCUCCGGGUUCAAGCAGUCCUAAAUAUUCAAGCUUUACAGACUGCCUUAGAAAGAGAAAAGUCAAAAGUUAAUAACCUUAAAAAGCAGGUUGCGGCAGCCAAAGUAGAUGCAGCACAUAACCAUCGUCAUUAUAGAACUGCUGUUCUUGAGCUAAGUGAAAUUAAGAAGGAGCUACAAGCCAAAGAACUGCUUGUCCAAACCCUUCAGGUUGAAGCAGACAAACUACAAACUAUUAUUGAACGUGCUCACGCCUCUUUUAAGGCGCUCCUCUUAAAACAGAAAGGGGGGAUUUGCAGUGAGCGGGCAGACGCCUUGGAUAAGACGCCUGCCGCUCGGUUGCUGAAAGCUCUUCAUGCGGAGGCUAUACCGUCGGAGUCCCAGAGCCACGCGCAGCCCGCCCCCCCCGAAGAGCAAGCAGCGGACCCCUCUUCGGAGGCGGUCGUCCAGGGGUUGUCCUCCUCGUCCUCGCCUGAUGAGGCUGUGGCCGGCGCGGCGACAAAGGAGCCUCCACCCAUCGAUGUGAAGGCUCACCAAGACCUCCUUUGCCGCGUGGCGACAGCUAUGGCCUUGCCGGUAGAGGAGGUACAGGAAGACGAGGACCCCAUUACGAACGUUGUUGGGGCGGAUAUGCUGGUGCGAGUUGCGCUGCCUUUUGUACGGACAGUGCAAAGGAAUGCCACCACUAUCUGGCAGACGCCUGCGUCCGUGCCUCCUACGGCCCGUGGUGUUGAACAAAAGUACUCUGUCCCUCCCACGGGCUAUGAAUAUUUGUACACACAUCCGACCCCGGACUCCCUGGUAGUCCAGUCGGUCAAUGACAGGGAACGCCACGGCCAACCUGCCCCGGCGCCCAAAUCAAAGGACGCGAGGCGUAUGGACCUGCUAGGCCGAAAGCGAGGCGAGUUUCUGAGCUUCGCGCUCUAA
Molecule: messenger RNA, 2283 nt
Organism: Mauremys mutica (yellowpond turtle)
Lineage: Eukaryota; Metazoa; Chordata; Testudines; Geoemydidae
Product: golgin subfamily A member 3-like
Exons: 3
Coding region: 7-2283 (758 amino acids)
Source: RefSeq, a predicted model, not a curated record